AUGGAGAGUGGAAAUGGAAUGGAAAAAAGAGUGACGAGUGGAAAGAGGAGUGGAAAGUCGAAAGAGGAAUGGAGAGCGGAAAGAGGAGUGGAAAUGGAAAAGAGUGGGUUUGAAGAGGGUUGUAUUCAUGUCACCGACGAAUCAAUUAUUGUUCUUGCCGAGAAUUGUCCAUACCUGCUAGAAUUGGAUCUAACCGAAUGUAAUCAAAUUACCGACAAGUCUAUUCAACUUGUCCUCGAGAACUGCAAUCAGCUGAGAGAAUUACGGCUAGGAGGCUGUGUAAAAUUAACGGAUGACGCAUUCACCAAGACAAUGCCUAGCUGUUUCGACCAACUCCGCAUUUUGGACCUUACCAACUGCAAUCUUCUCACCGACGUAUCAAUCCAGACGAUAACAUCUAGCGCGUCAAAGUUGCGCGUUCUCAUACUGGCAAAAUGUAGUCUUAUUACUGAUAAAGGUGUUUACUCUAUCGCUAAUAUUGGGAAAUAUUUACAUUACCUUCACCUCGGCCAUUGUUCGCGAAUCACUGAUUACUCAAUCACUCACCUAACAAGACACUGCACUCGGUUAAGGUAUCUUGAUUUGGCAAGGUGUACUCAGCUAACUGACGUAUCUGUGUUCGACAUGGCUCAUCUCCCAGAAAUACGUCGCAUUGGACUAGUUAAAUGCGGUAAUAUUACCGAUCAAGCAAUAUACGCACUUAUAGAUAGUCGAGUGGUGGAUCGUAGACUGGAACGAGUCCAUUUAUCGUACUGCGUUAACAUCUCGGUCGGUGCUGUGUUGGAACUGAUCAAUGCAUGUCCUCGGCUGAUUCACUUAUCUUUGACUGGGGUGCCAGCAUUCCAGCGUCCUGAUUUACAACAAUUCGGCCGUCCUCCGCCGAAAGACUAUUCCCAGCAUCAGAGGCAGAUGUUUUGUGUGUUUAGUGGAAAGGGUGUAAGAGAAUUACGACAUCAUUUAAACAUUUUGGAUAGUACAAUGGGAAACAGAUACAGCUCUCGAAUGGGCGGAACCGGAUAUGAUAUAUCGGAAGGAGAUAAUGACGUUGAUAUUGUUGAAGUGGAUGGGUAUGGCGAGCAGAACUAG
Messenger RNA from Paraglomus occultum, 1086 nucleotides. Lineage: Eukaryota; Fungi; Glomeromycota; Glomeromycetes; Paraglomerales; Paraglomeraceae. The record is from the annotation of a GenBank genome assembly.